AUGAUCGUAUUACUACCGACAAACAAGACAAACGCUUCUCCAACACUGGCACUGCUUCUUCUAUUCGCCUGCGGUACUAUCCUCGCCAUCGUCCUAGCUGCUACACUCGACCUGAGUCAAUACUCGCUAUACUACCCUCCUCUUCUUGAAACGUCGCCCAGACCAAACCCCUCGACCUCGUCUGCCAAAAUCCCAGCAGAUUCAUAUAUCUUCCCCUUUCCCCCAACCCUCGGUGUCAUGUCGAGACCAAAAUUCUCUGCUCUAGCCAAUGGUCUAGCAAACAACCCUCUCGCUCGUCACCCUCCAUCCCUGUUGCGUGCUUCUGCUCUGCAAAUGGCUUCGUCCUAUCCCAUCAGCCCAGACACGUCCGACAGAGUCACACCUCGCUCUGCCUCCCUUUCCUCCAUUGGCUCUAGAAAUUCGGCUCGGUCCAUCUCUAGAUUCUCUAUCCGCUCCACAUCGCAAACCUCCACCUCGAGACAAUCCUUUUCCGCUCCCAGGCUAACCAAGCGAAACACAAUGAGUGCAGUCGACAUUUCCGCUAUUCAGGAAGCCAUGAAGUUGACCAGCUUGGAUCAACACCGCGGCUAUUCUCAAGACCGCUUCGCCGAAGUAAAGCAAACCCAACCCACCGAAUACAUGGAGGAGUCCGCUGCCGCCGGCUAUCAAAUCAUCCGUGAACCUCACUGGAACAAGGGUCUCUCCUUUACCCCCGAGGAGCGUGUCGCCAAGAACCUCACCGGCCUCAUCCCCCACACCAUGGAGAGCCUCGAGACCCAGAGCAUCCGUGCCAUGAAGAUGAUCCAGAGCCGCCAGACCGGCAUUGACAAGUAUCUCUACCUGUCAAACCUCAAGGCCCAGAAUAUCGAUCUCUUCUACCGUCUCCUCAUGAACAACAUCCGGGAGCUCAUGCCCCUUGUAUAUACCCCCACCAUUGGCGAUGUUUGCCUGCAGUACUCAACCCUGUAUACUCGCCCCGAGGCCCUGUAUAUUUCCAUCAAGCAGCGCCGCUCCAUCAAGACCAUGCUCCGUAACUGGCCCUGCACCAACCCCGAGAUCUGCGUCGUCACCGACGGCUCCCGUAUCCUCGGUCUUGGUGAUCUCGGUGUAAAUGGUGUCGGCAUUUCUUUUCAGAUUGGCAAGCUUUCUCUGUACACUGCUGCCGCCGGUAUCAGCCCCGACAAGACCCUGCCCAUUGUCCUCGACACGGGUACCGACAAUGAGUCCAACCUCAAGGACCCUCUGUACCUGGGUCUCCGCCAGAAGCGCGUCCCCAAGUCCGUCCAGCAAGAAUUCAUGGACGAGUUCAUGGACGCCGUCAAGGAGGUCUAUCCCAACAUGGUUGUUCAGUUUGAGGAUUUUGAAAGCGAAAAGGCCUUCAACUAUCUCGACCGCUACCGCAACACCCACCGCUGCUUCAACGACGAUGUCCAGGGCACUGGUGCCGUCGUCCUCGGUGGCUACAUUGGUGCUGUCAACCUGUCCGGCGUUCCUAUCGACGACCAGCGCCUUGUCUUCAUGGGUGCCGGUUCCGCCGGUGUCGGUGUCGCCAAGCAGCUUGUCGAGUACUACACCAAGCGCGGCCUUAGCCCGAGCGAGGCCCGCGACCGUUUCUGGCUCGUAGACACCAAGGGUCUUGUAACCAAGGACCGCGGUGACCACCUUGCUGAGCACAAGCAGUACUUUGCCCGUUCCGACAAUCACGGCCAGCAGUUCCGUACACUUGAGGAGGUCAUCGAGUAUGUUCGCCCCAGCGCUCUUGUUGGUCUGGCUGCCACAUUUGGCAUCUUCACCGAGUCGACCAUUCGUGCUCUCAAGCACUCCGUCGACGGUGGUGGCCCCAACCGCCGUCCUAUCCUCUUCCCUCUCAGUAACCCUCUCACCAAGGCCGAAUGCACCUUCGAACAGGCCAUCGAUUGGACCGAUGGCUCCGUCAUCUUUGCCUCUGGUUCGCCCUUCCCAUCCUGCUCUGUCGUGGGCCCCAGCGGCAACGAGAUCACGUACCACCCCAACCAGGGUAAUAACGUCUAUAUCUUUCCCGGUCUUGGACUUGGUGCCAUUCUCGCCAAGGCCACGCGCAUUACCGACGAAAUGGUGUACACCUCUGCCUCUGCUCUUGCCAACUGCCUGAAUGCCGAUGAGAUUGCCAAGGGUCUCAUCUACCCCCGUAUUGAGCGUGUCCGCGAGGCCAGCGUUAUCAUUGCCCGUGAGGUCAUGAAGGCUGCCCGCCGCGAAGGUGUUUCCACCCUGCCCGAAGAGCUCUGGAACGAGUGGGAGGAGUGGGGUGACGUCGCUCUAACCUCGUACAUUCGCCAAAACGUUUAUGAACCCAAGUCGUUCAAUGAUGCGAACAGCAGCCGUCUGUAA
Messenger RNA from Cordyceps militaris CM01, 2367 nucleotides. RefSeq names its product NAD-binding malic dehydrase. Gene Ontology annotation, cellular component: mitochondrion. The transcript has 5 exons. Bases 1 to 2367 code for a protein of 788 amino acids. Gene Ontology annotation, biological process: pyruvate metabolic process; malate metabolic process. Lineage: Eukaryota; Fungi; Ascomycota; Sordariomycetes; Hypocreales; Cordycipitaceae. Gene Ontology annotation, molecular function: malate dehydrogenase (decarboxylating) (NAD+) activity; NAD binding. The record is from RefSeq and is a predicted model, not a curated record.